Merops nubicus (carmine bee-eater) is the source of this 282-nucleotide messenger RNA. RefSeq names its product transmembrane protein 220 (gene TMEM220). The transcript is spliced from 4 exons. The annotation marks the transcript as partial. Lineage: Eukaryota; Metazoa; Chordata; Aves; Coraciiformes; Meropidae. The record is from RefSeq and is a predicted model, not a curated record.
GUUGUCUACUUAGUGCCAGCUGCCCUGACACUGCUCGUCAGCAUUAACCCGUCAAUAACAGGAAACAUUUUACACGAAGAGGAAGGCAGAGAGCUGUUUGGUCUGGUGAUUAUUACAGUCUGGAUGAGUCUUUGUUGCAGUUCAGCGAAGAGCCCACUGGGUGGGGUUCGUUUGACUGCUGCAGUCAUGGUUGCCCUCUUCCCCUUUGUUUCGUGGCUGUACAUUUAUGUGAACAAAGAGAUGAGAGCAUCUUGGCCAACACACUGUAAAACGGUGAUUUAA